CUCCCACGUCUGCUGCACCAAUGACGAAGGCUGAGUGAAGCGGGCUUUUGUCAGGUCCUAGAAGGAGGGUAUACCAGCCAGUAACAGCGCGACCCUCCUCCCUACCAUCACCUGUUCCUUUUUCUUUGUUGAAGUAUUUUAAAUAUUUAGUUUGCAUGAAACAAGUCAUUUCUUGACGAGUUGUCCCUUGGCCUGGCGUGACCCUUGUGGUCAAAUCCAGUUUGUGUGGAGGGCCUCCUCCUCCUCGGCCAGGACCUAAAGUCGGGGGAGUGGGGGCGAAGAGGCACCAACGGCGGCAGCAGCAGCACCGGGGCGAGGCGAGGCGAGGCGUUUGCGGAAUGGCCAAGCACCAUCCGGAUCUGAUCUUCUGCCGCAAACAGGCGGGAGUGGCUAUUGGACGACUUUGUGAAAAAUGUGAUGGCAAGUGCGUGAUCUGUGACUCUUAUGUGCGGCCCUGCACACUAGUGCGGAUAUGUGACGAAUGCAACUAUGGCUCUUACCAAGGGCGCUGUGUGAUCUGUGGAGGUCCUGGAGUCUCUGAUGCCUAUUACUGUAAAGAAUGCACCAUCCAAGAGAAGGAUCGAGAUGGCUGUCCCAAGAUUGUCAACCUGGGCAGCUCAAAAACAGAUCUCUUCUACGAGCGAAAGAAGUAUGGCUUCAAGAAAAGGUAUCUUCCUGCAGUGGUAGUUUGAAGUCCAUAACACCCAAAGACUUUGAAGAAGAGCCCUUGGUAUUGUCCUAGCUUGUUUUUCUUGCAGCAGCACAGUAUGGUUCAGAAAUACUCCUGUACUAUAAAACCACCAUUCUAGCAUGCUGCUGAGACUGUCUGGUUACCACUUGAGUCUUACCCAGUUUUCUUCCAGUAGGUUUAUCCACUUGGAAAUAGUUCAGCAGUAGGGAAAUAACGUCUUAUUGCUAGUACAGGCAAAGGCCCAUGUGAAGCAGACUAUAAAAAGAUGGGUGUUGCCCAAUGUAGAUUAAUCUUUCCAUUCCAUAAAUGGAAAUGCUGUGACAUGAUUACCAUCUUCCAAAUCACACCCAGGUGCUGCAUAUACAUUGUGAUCCCUUUAGGAAAAUUGUUGGGGUAAUAACCUAGGCUUUUAAGUUCUGAGGUGGCCUCUACAUGGUAGAAAACAUUUUGGGAGUCCUGGUAAGCAAAGCCUACACAACAGGUUUAGCAAGAGAAGUAGGAAGCUUCCCACAUACUCUUAUACUUGGGCCACAGCCUCUCCUCCUAAGGUUUCAGAAAGGAGGUCAUUCUCAGUUGACCUCAUUCAUUUCUAAACUGUACUGAGUGCCUGUCAGGCAAAACAUAUUAAUUCAGGACUGCAUCAUUGUCAUGCAUAACACUGUUUCCCAAACUCCGCAACAGGACAAGUCUUAAACCGCUUUAUACCAGUUUCUGUCAUGCACACACCAAGUUUUACUUUUGAAACUUUGAUCUGCGGCACAGUUCUGUUCUGGGCCCUCCCCAAACUUAAACAAGUGUUUUUUGGGGUUUUUGGGUUUUAAUUGGUGCUAGCAUUAGAGGUUGGUACUGAGGCCAGUCUGCUGUAUGACCUUCUUUUUGCUUGGACUCGAAUACAAACUCUUAAACUCAAUAUACUUUGGACCUUCUUCCACCAAAUCCAGUUGCACAGCGUGUUCAAAUGUAGACUAGGAUUCCUCAAAGCUUUUGUUCCUGAACCUCCUUGCCCUUAGAUUUCAUAGAAGCCUGUGUUUAAAUCUGGAAAAGAAAGGGAUGGGGUGGAAUGGCAGAAGAGGGUGUGAAAGAAGAGAAAAGGGGAUGGAAAGAUGUGAAGAAAUGUGGGAUAAAAAGGUGAUAGGCAUGCAGGAACAUGGCUUGUGUAUACUUCAUUGCCUCUGUUUCACUGAUUCCAUCACGAAUGGACAGCUUGGGAAAGAAAUGAAAGGUAUUCUUUUUAAAAAUCACUUUUUAAAGUGUUUUUAAAUAUCAUAUCCACAUACAACUUGUUACUCCAUUCUCCAGAAAAAAAUUGUUCAUAAUACUAUUACAUUUGAAACAAAUAUAAUAUCAUGUGAUGAAUGUGCCUUAUUCCACCAAUAAGCCAGUAUUUCUAUUUUAAAAACUUGUGCAGUCAGUACAAAUGUUGCUUGCACUUGGCACAGUUAUAUUAUAUUAUCAUUUUAUUAUUUGUGUAAUGUUUAGAUGCCAACAUGGUAGGUUCUUUAGCUUUUUAUAAUUUUCAGUUUUAAUUUGAACCUAAUUAUGAUUGUGGUUUUUAAUCUGACCUUUUAAAAAAUUAGUUAAGUUUAUUACUUUUAUUGUACCUGUGUCUAUCUUAUUGUUGUGAACCGCCCUGAGCAGUAGUGCACUGGAGGGGCGGAGUAUAAAUAUUUUAAAUAAGUAAAUAAAUAAAUGAUACAAUGAAAUGCAGGCUGUUCCAAUAGGAGGGUUUUGUUUGAGCUCCUUGCAACUUUUAGUUGCACAGCUUGAGUCCCUCCAAGCUGAACACAGCCCCAUAUGGCAGGCCACCAGCAGUUAAAAACCAAGUUCAAGGGGGGAAAGGCUAGUUUGAAUUUUGUUUUCAUUUGUAUUUAGAUCCUUCUUGAAUAUAAAUGCAUACUAAUUGGUUACUUUAAUCAUAAAAUGUACUGAUUUUAAACUGAAUUGUGUUUUAUACCACCUCGGAGGAUUCUCCAUAAAUUUAUCAUAAAAUUUCCCUGCCUUGCCACACAAAAAAUAAAUUAUCCCAAAACCAGCAGCAAAGGCUGUUAGUAGUUAUUUAGCAGAUCAGUGCCCUCAGUGAAAGGGAAGGCAAAUGUCUAAGUUUUUUGAUAAGCAUUUAUAAGUAGAGUACUGACUCUGAGCUAGUUGUAAAGAUCAGGGAGUUACUAAGAAUAAAAUAGGCAUAGAAGAUGCCCAGAUAGAUCAGUGAAUGACAGCUAUGGGCAGUGUCCAUCUAGCCUCUUAGCAUCAGGCAAUAAUAUAAGUUCAUGAACUAUUGUACUGUAUUGUAACCAACAGUGAUGUUUUAUUUACGGAGAAAAGCACCCUUUUGUAAGAGGCUUAUAAAUUCAGCUUUUGGAUAUUAUAUAUUUUAUUAAGUUCACAUUUCAUUUUAAAACAUUCUUUCUGAAAGAGAAAUGUCUUAUAGCUGAAACAUUUUUUAAAAAUCUAUUUUCAUCCACCCUGGGCAACAAAACAUGGCUGGUGGGCUGCAUUCAGGUUGAAGGAUUACAAGCUUCUGUAAAUCUCCAGGUAUGCUUCAGUAUAUCCAGGCAGGUGUGCUUCUGUAUGUCUCCAGGGAAACCAGUGUUUCUAAGUUGUGUGUACUGCUCUAAGCUUGUUAACCCCUGCAUUCAGAAACUUGAAAAACACCUAUGUAUAGUCA
Messenger RNA from Hemicordylus capensis (graceful crag lizard), 3356 nucleotides. It is a transcript of the gene PHF5A, whose product is annotated as PHD finger protein 5A. NCBI's taxonomy places the organism in Eukaryota, Metazoa, Chordata, Lepidosauria, Squamata, Cordylidae. The transcript has 5 exons. Gene Ontology annotation, cellular component: U2 snRNP; U12-type spliceosomal complex; precatalytic spliceosome. Bases 339 to 692 code for a protein of 117 amino acids. Gene Ontology annotation, biological process: mRNA splicing, via spliceosome. The record is from RefSeq and is a predicted model, not a curated record.